This is a messenger RNA of Puntigrus tetrazona (Sumatra barb), 2640 nucleotides long. It is a transcript of the gene slc33a1, whose product is annotated as solute carrier family 33 member 1. The record is from RefSeq and is a predicted model, not a curated record. Gene Ontology annotation, molecular function: acetyl-CoA transmembrane transporter activity. NCBI's taxonomy places the organism in Eukaryota, Metazoa, Chordata, Actinopteri, Cypriniformes, Cyprinidae. Gene Ontology annotation, cellular component: membrane.
AUUUUACCGACGCACCGCUCCGGCUUCCUUCUCAUUUCUGCAGUCAGGUGUACUCACUGCUGUUCUCUGCGUCUUGUAAACAUUAGGUAUAUUAUGCAUUUGCCUGGAUGUUUUGGUGUCAGUAAAGUGCCGCUCAUCUGAAGUCAAGAAAACAGUUAGUUUUUUCCCCGUCAUUCAUAUAACGUUUUGUUCAUUUAUUCAUUGAUGUCUUGACUUGUCAUGUGGUAUGUCAUCAUAGUGCAAGGUGUUUUGAGGACCUAUCUGGAUUGAUGCCCGGCAGGUUACGAUGGAAUUGUCUGAAUCUAUCACACACAAGAACGGGAGGCAGCGGAAGCCUGUGGUGUCCGCCUCAGAUAUGGGCGAGAGAGAAUCCAAGCUAGAAGUGGAGGACGACGAGGAGGCUCUUCUGCCCAACUCAGACCGGCCCGAAGGACGGACGAAAGCCAGUCACGGGAUCAAAGGAGAACUGGGCAACGUGGCCCUGCUGUUGUUUUUGUACGUGCUUCAGGGCAUUCCCUUGGGCCUGGCCGGGAGCAUUCCUCUCAUCAUGCAAAGCAAGAACGUCAGUUACAAGGACCAGGCCUAUUUUAGCUUCGUGUUUUGGCCUUUCAGUUUAAAGCUGUUCUGGGCUCCGCUGGUGGACUCGUUGUACCUGAGGAAGUUCGGCAGGAGGAAGUCGUGGCUGGUGCCCACUCAGUACCUGCUGGGUCUUUUCAUGCUUUACCUGUCGGUCUCGGUCGACGCGAUGCUUCAGACGGACGGACAGAGAGGGCCGGACGUGAUCACUCUGACCGCAGUCUUCUUCCUGCUGGCUUUCCUGGCGGCCACACAGGACAUCGCCGUUGAUGGCUGGGCUUUGACUAUGCUGUCCAGGGAGAACGUGGGUUACGCUUCCACUUGUAACUCCGUGGGACAGACGGCUGGAUACUUCCUAGGAAACGUCUUGUUUCUGGCUCUGGAGUCUGCGGAUUUCUGCAACAAGUACCUGAGGUUUGAGCCUCAGGAACGGGGCAUUGUGACGCUCUCGGAUUUCUUGUUUUUCUGGGGGAUCGUGUUCAUGGUAUCUACCACUCUGGUUGCUAUCAUGAAAAAGGAAAACAACAAACAGCAUCAUCCCAAGAAGAAGCCUAAAGAGGAGGACGAGGGCGUUAUGGAGACCUACAAACUUUUGUUGUCCAUAAUUAAAAUGCCCACUGUCUUUACCUUCUGUGUCCUUCUGCUGACCGCUAAGAUCGGUUUCUCUGCAGCUGACUCCGUGGACGGGCUGAAGCUGGUGGAAGCUGGAGUUCCUAAAGAGCAGCUGGCUCUGCUGGCGGUUCCCAUGGUGCCUCUGCAGAUCUUGCUGCCUCUAGUUAUUAGUAAAUACACAGCUGCCAGCCACGGCCACUCGACGCUUUUCUGCAAAGCUUUCCCAUUCAGGCUGCUGAUUGGUUUGGAGUAUGCCCUGCUGGUCUGGUGGACCCCGAGUGUUCGGCACGAGGAAGGCUUCCCGGUGUAUUACUAUGCUGUUGUGCUGCUGAGCUACGCAGUACAUCAGGUGGCGCUGUACAGCAUGUACGUCGCCUGCAUGGCUUUUCACGCCAAAGUCAGCGACCCUAUGAUAGGUGGCACCUACAUGACCCUUCUGAACACCGUGACUAAUCUAGGAGGUAACUGGCCCUCUACUUUAGCUCUGUGGCUGGUUGACCCUCUCACCGUUAAAGAGUGCCGGGGCGCCCCGGGACAGACGUGCGGCUCGGUUGAAGAAGCAGGGCUCUGCGUCAGAGAGGGCGGCACGUGCGUGACGGCGUUGGACGGUUACUACGUUGAGUCCGUUGUGUGCGUUCUGAUCGGUCUCUGCUGGUGGAUCUUCUUCGGGAAGAGAAUGAAGCGGUUACAGGACGAGAGCCCCUCUGCCUGGCAAUGCAGGGUUGCCAAAUAAUCUCUGCUGGACUCUGCCUUUCAUUUUAAAGUUGCUUCAUGCCUUGCCCUCUCUUCUCUUCUCUGAGUAACUGCUUAUUUUUGUCACGCUACAGCAGGCCUGUAGAAAGGCUUGAACACUUUGAGGACUGAAAUGGUAGAAUAAACUGUACUAUUAAAUUCUUAGCAGAUCCGUUCCAUUGUUUCCGUAAACCAGAGCUUUUAUGCCAAAUUGAAACCUGUACAUCUAGAGAUGGCACCGGCUUACGUGUGCAGUACAUACACAGCAUGACACCCGCUGCUCAGAUGCCUGUUUAAUCAAGCAUUUGUUUUAGAAAUACUUGAGUUCCUGUGCCUUUCUGUUUUUAAUAUCGUACGAUUGUCUCCCCAAAAAAGACUUCAGUGUGUCUUCUGAUGUCAUGCACGACGUAUGUAUGAUGCUGCAAAAUUCCCAUUUCACUAGAAAGACCGGAUUCUAAUUGAGCUCUUCAGGUGGAAUGUAUAUAUUUAUAAAGUAUAGACCAAAAUUGUCACAUAGUUGUGAACGAAAGUGGCUGUGGUACGAUUUUAUUUGAUUAUAGAGGUGGAAUGGUUUUAUUAUGUUGGUUUCUAUUAUGUUCAGUAUUGGUUGCUAUCAUGCAUAUAAAUCACUGUUACCUUAAAUGACUAAGAUAUCAAUAUAAAAGGCAGGUGAAGCUAACUGUAACUUCUGCGAGGCCAGGAAAAACUUAAAUGUGCAAC